GGAGUAAACCCUGGAAUUGUACGGUGUUUAUGGAGAGUUUACGGAUCAGAAUGAGAGAUAAAUUUAUUUCUCGUAUGCUGUACAAUGAACACAGAUGAUGUGAAGAUUGCAGGAUCCAAAUUAUCCCUGUUAUUAGGCGUUAAAGAGCACAUAGAAUGCUUGUUUGGGGUGCGUGUGGUCUUGCCACCGAAUCAUGAGAACUUCCUGAUUGGUAGGCCUAACAUCGACAAUGAUGUUUGUGAGGAAUCUUACCGUGCGACAAUUCUUUUGUCGUCAGAGACUUCAUCGGAAAAUGUUCAAAAGGCGAAAAACUAUAUUUCAUCACUGACUUCUGAAGGAGAGGAGAGGGCCACAUUUACGAUUAGUUUAACUGGAUCUCAAUUAACAAUGUUGAUAGAAAAUCGGGACUCGAUAGAGCAGUGUUCCCAGGCCGUACUGGAGCUCGAUCGAGAAACCAAUAUACUUCGUGUCUAUGGAAAAGUAGACAAUGUCAGAUCCGCCGAGUUAAUGAUAAACAUGAUGCUGAAUAAAGGUGUAGUCGAUUCUUCACUGAACCUUAGAAACACAGGGGAGAAAUGCGACGAAAAUGAUGAAAAUGACCAUGUUUUAGCGAAAAAGGAUUCUGAAGAAAAUAGGACACAGUGUACACCAGAAAUGCAGACAUUGCAAGAUUCCACUGAUGAUGAUGAAAAUGUGUAUUGUGAAAAUGUGCAAAUCCUUACGAGUGAAGAUGAUUCGAGUUUGCAAACUGACAGCGAACCAGCAUGUCAUUCCUUUGUGGAUUUUUCUGAUGGUAUCUUAAAACGAGGUUGUGAUUCCGUUCCAACACGUGAUUUAGACGAUGUUAGUGAUUUGACUGUCGAUACGACAAUAUCAAAAGAUGACUUAAAAACGCAAUCAGACGCACACCACAUCGAAAAACAAUUAACGCACCUCAAUUUAUCUAGUCCUCACACCGAACUCAAGAGCUCUUCUGACGAAGAGGUAGAAAAGCUCCACAGUGGUGUAGAAUAUGGCGGGAAGGUGGAGUUUGCCUUAAAGUUGGGCUAUACAGAAAUUCAAUUGAAAACUGUGAUAAAAAAAUUAGGCCAUGAAGCAAGUGAGAAUGAAAUUUUAUUAGAACUUAUAAAAUUGGGAAAAUGUGUAAUUCCGGAUGAGGAAUCUAGACUUGAUCCAUUAGAUAGUGACUUUGGAUUAAAAGCACCUGUGUCUCCACACCACAGCACUCCCGAUCACAUAGGACGGGAAUUGGAGUUCGUCGACAAAUUCAGACCUGUUGUCAUUGACGGCAGCAAUGUGGCCAUGAGUCAUGGAAACAAGGAAGUGUUCUCAUGUCGAGGUAUUGAAUUGGCAGUGGAGUGGUUUCGAAUGCGGGGGCACAAAGAUAUCACAGUGUUUGUGCCACAGUGGCGCAAGGAAACGUCACGACCGGACUCCAAAAUCAGAGAUCAAGAUAUUCUUAUUCAUCUGGAAAAAGAAAAGGUGUUGGUGUUCACGCCGGCCAGACGAAUUGGUGGGAAACGUGUCGUCUGCUACGAUGAUCGUUACAUUCUCAAACUAGCUGCAGAAACAGGAGGCAUUGUGGUUUCCAAUGACAAUUAUAGGGACCUUCUCAACGAGAAUCCAGAGUACAAAAAAGUUGUAGAGGAACGACUUCUCAUGUACUCUUUCGUCAAUGACAGGUUCAUGCCUCCAGAUGAUCCACUUGGUAGACACGGACCUAGUCUGGACAACUUCCUGAGUCGUGAACCAACGGUCCCGCUGUCUUUGCCACCGGUCUGUCCAUACGGCAUUAAGAAGUGUACAUAUGGCAACAAGUGCAAGUUCUACCACCCAGAGCGAGGAAAUAAUCCUCAGAAAUCUGUCACAGAUAUAAUGGCUGAACAGACUAAACAGAAGAUGCAAGAUCUGAUGGAGAGAGGGAGCAAAAACGCGGAAGGCGAUAAAAAGAAAGUGCUCGUCCGAAAGCAGCAAUUGAAGCAAAAGAUGUCUUUGCAGCGAACAAGCUCUCUAGCUCCUGUUGAUCCUGUAGGUAUCGGGUCUCCCCCCGACUUCAGGGACUUGGCCGCGGAUAAUCCACCAGCACAGAAGGUAGAACAGACAAGUCACAGCGCGGAAAAGACUGAAAAAUGGAAAUCGUACGAUGAUAAGCUCACGGGUUAUAGGAAAAAAAUGGAACAAGCAGAACAAGAAGAAAAGCAGAAGCAAGAGGAAAGCGUCUCUUCAGACGCAGAGUCGUCUACUAUGAAGAUGGCACCGACGAGCGAAUCCUUACAUGCGUCAUUAACAACCAGUGACCAAAUCAAUUCCCGGUCGUCUUCGCCGCUACAAAGAGGUAGUCCUACACAACCCAUAAAACCACAAGAACAGUUUCUGAGUGGGCAUCUCCUUUUGGCAAAGAAGCUUUCGGACGAGGCCGCAGACAAAAAAGCACGACAGAAAGUUCCGGAGGAGCGUGACCUCACCAGGACACCUCCCACAGAAUUAAAACAGUCACGUGCUGCUCUACAUCGGUGUAACUCUCCUCUAGCCCAGUACAGUCAGCCACAACCGCAAAACCAAAUUUUGUCGCACCAGAUGUUGUCCGCUGAGCAGCAGCCACAACCUCGUCAUCAAAAACUUAGCCGGCAAAUGUCGUUCCAGGGAGCAACUGAUCCUCGAACGCAUCGCCAUCUACAUCAACAGUUGUCGUAUGACCCACGAUACGCAAGUCAACAGGCGAACCAGAGACGACAGCAACCUAUUCAAGGGAGACAACAAGGAUUUUACGAUGUACGUGGGUCAGAAAAUUUUGGUAAUGUUGGUGCAGGCGCCAUUGACUCUGGAAUGAUGCACCAUAUGCAGAAUAUUCAGCAGGACACCAGAGGAUGUAACGAACCUUUCUUUUCUGGAAUUAGUGGGAGACAUUUAAAUGUUGAGCAUGCUACACUAGCCAGAAUGCAGAGCGCUCCGGAAGUUCCUCAACUUAGGAGUGCAGCUGCAGCUGCACCAAUCGAGAAAAUGGCUCGUCAAAACAGCAUUUCAGACACACAAUUACAUAAUAUAGGUGGGGAUAUGGAACAAACUGACUAUAAUUUUUGCGAAUUCCAAGGUUCAAGAGCAGACUUCCAGCAAGGAGAAGGGUUUUCCUCUAGUUACGUUGCACGCGGCCCCGGAUAUGAAGUUCAUCAACAGCCGGUAUCGCAUCAAUUCAACCGAGGAUAUACCCACGGUGCUCCGACAUAUCCACAUAGUCAGACUUACACACAGCCACAAAAACAUCAUGCUGGAAACACCACUUGGUCUUUCAGCGACAGAGGUUUUGCUCCUGGACAAAUUAAACAACCUGCACUUUUUCCAGGAUUUCUUCGAAAUACACCACACCAGCAAUCUCGUUCGUUUCAAUUGGUGCAGCCUCGGCCUUCCCAAGCCAAGGAACAAGAUCCCAAUUUUCGUACGGGAAUCCUCACAAAACGUGAAGACGACAUCUGGGGACCAUCUGUGGUUUCUUCUACUUCGUCGUCCACAGGGUUCUGUUCUCAAAAUUAUACUCCAGGUGAAAAUCGCUAUGGUGACAUUCCAAGAAGCCAGUCAGGGAUAGCCUCUCAAGUUUCCAAUCAAAACCGAGGCCUCAUUGGCCAAUCUAACCUGCCAGCGAAUAGUCAAAGCGCUUGCCAUAGUCAAUCGGCGGCGGAAACAUCUAGGACGUCUUCGCCAAUGUUUGUCGAGGAUGCACCAAUACCUCAUAGUGACUCCCGUUACAGCGUAUACUUCCACCUUUGUGGACUGUUCCCAGAACAGAAAGUUAGGACUGUCAUGAACCAACACCCAGAUCUGACUGAUGGGCAGGAACUAUGUGCUUACAUCAUCGGGGCGAAAUGAGUGGACAUGUCGACCCAUUAACAGUGCUUUUGUGGGUGCGACUGAAAAGAUUACGCUUUUACACCAGCGAGAGUAACGAGAGAGUGUAGUCAGAUAUUGAAAAUGGUAUGAAAAUCGCUGAACAGUUAUGCGUUGAUUGUGGUAAAUAUCACACAAUGUUACGAACAUCCUUUACUAUAUUGAAGUAGUUAGUCUUUUUCGGACAAUAUUUUGCGGUACGUGAAGAGUUUAUUUUCAAUUAAUUAAGCGCUUUUAGUUUAUUUCUAAUUUUAAGAUUGUAAUUACGAACAUUAUCAAAGGACAUUUACGAUUAACUACAGUUUCAUCUUCUAUAUACAAAUAUAUUUCAGUUAUGUAAUAUUCAAAAGAAUCUUUAAUCAGAAGUCAUUAUAGCCUAGCGAUAGGACAGGAAAACUCAUCCGCCCUACAUCAAUACUCCAUCGAACAUAUUGUUCUCGUUAAGAAACCAGACAAAUCGGUAGGGUAACUGAUGAACAUGUUAUACUUAUGCGAUUAUGUAGCUAUGUAUUGCAUGCUUAGGAGGAAAUAGAAUACGUCUUUAAUUGUUGAAAUACGUUCUUUCACAAUGCUGGAAUCAGUAUUACAAGAGCGACAGUUACAAAAGUAUCAAUGCAAUUUAGGAUGAUCUAUCAGGGGAGACAGAAACUAGUGUAAUGCUUACGUGAAGUUAGGGACAUCAUAUAGAAGACAGGUACGAACAUCAAACUUGGGUAGAACUUCGGGACGUCAUCCAUCAAUAAGAGACAUGGGAGACACACUUGAAGUAUGACCAAGUUGGUCCUUUAAGUAUUACAUGCACUUUUAUAUUUCCUGCAUUUCUUAUAUUAAGAAUUUUAAUUUUCCCUUAAACGCAUUGCUGGCGUCAAAUUGUAUCAUUGUGUUCUCCAUCCAGUACUAUGAAACUAUUAUACAUAGGCAAAUCGUUGUAUCAUGUUUUGUAAACUAGUUUUUCUCAAGCAAGACAUCAGAUAAUGAAGCGUUAUACUAAAUAAUACAGUCCUUUAAAAUUGAUUGUGAUAUAGCACUAUUGGUAGAGUUCGGGUCUUCGGAACCUAGUGGGGACUAUUUGGGUAGCUGAGGCAGCGCGUUUGUCAAAAUAAGGUACAUUGACUGUUGCGUUAGAUUAAUGGAAGUGCCAACGUGCGUUUGAGUUAGUGUUGUGAGAAAGAGUAUGAUGGAAGGUUGUGCCAAAAGAUGAAGAUACGAUUAUAGGGAACGGAAUAUGAUUCUAAGAUUAACUCUAGGGGUAAACAAAACCUUAUCACAUGACUUCCACACCAAAUAAGAUCGUUGUUUUCUAUCAUGUGGUUGUUAUACACAUUACUUCAGCAGUAAGCUGGAGUGAUAUAUUGAUUAAUGUAGUACCACAUGGUACGAGAAUUCUUCUAAAUCUCCUCAACGUUUGACAGCUUUUAAUGUCUGUAGAAAGGUAUGUGAAACGUUGAAGUGAAUCUGAAGAAUUGUAAUAAGGUUUUAAAAUUGAACGUCAUCAAAAGGUUUUGAUACGUCGUCAAAUGUUUGAUACAAAUACAGUGUCAUGUCAAGUCACCAGUUAGGUGAACAGUAAUUAGUACCUCUUUUUGAGGCAAUAUAUUUUUAUGAGUAUCAUACGUGUAUUGUUUUAGGUAUUUGUGUGGAAUAACUAUAAUUCACAUGUUGUAACCGAGCUGUCUGUUCGUCACACACUGUACACAAUGGAUUUUUGUAAAGUGAAAAUUUUUCCUGAUUUUGGUCAAUUUUCUUAUGUGAAAAUAUUCCACAUUAAGGAAAAUCAUUAAACAACCAGUCAUUUUCACUCCACGAACUUGUCCUCUUGGACGGUGAAUCCCCUUUUCUGUACUUUACGGCCCUGGCUGUUGUCUCCUAGACACUGUCUUUGGACGUAACCUUCGGUAUUGUUCUACUGUUGUACUCGAAUAUUCUGCUUAUGGCGAAAUAUUAAAGGGUUGACAAUUAA
Ylistrum balloti is the source of this 5839-nucleotide messenger RNA. RefSeq lists its product as uncharacterized. The coding region runs from base 85 to 3861 and encodes 1258 amino acids. Gene Ontology annotation, molecular function: mRNA binding; metal ion binding; RNA endonuclease activity. The record is from RefSeq and is a predicted model, not a curated record. Lineage: Eukaryota; Metazoa; Mollusca; Bivalvia; Pectinida; Pectinidae. Gene Ontology annotation, cellular component: nucleus; cytoplasmic ribonucleoprotein granule. The transcript has 6 exons.